AUGUGUCUUCUAAAGAUCUUCGUCCUUCCUUUGCUAUGGAUUGCUGUCAUGGCAUUCCCCCGAGAAACCGGAAGCCCCGAUCUAGCUCAGCAACUUGAAGCCACAAUGACCACUACAGCCGUGGCUCCAGAUGUCACCGUCCAGGGUGGACUUCGCUGUACAGAUGGCUCAACGAUCCUGCAUACAACGGAUUGUACAAUGGGAACCCCACUUGUCUACUGCCACAAGAAACAACCUCCGAUCGAGUGCGACGAAGGAUUCUUCCCUACGGUCUGGCACCCAGAUCACUGUAUGGAAGAGUCAACUUGCUUCCCUCUGAAUGCUGCAUGGAUCACGACUGGAUGUUCGAAUGGCUUGAUUCCCUAUUCUACCAAGACACUUUAUGAUGGCGUACUAGCUGGAGGAGUGUCGACUACUGUUCGAGCGGUUUCCUGCUCAUGUGCCUCCGAUCAAUGGUAUAGCAUGUCUGUGCGCGAUGGAAGUUCGAUAGUCGAUACUUACUGCAUGCCCUAUGACUAUUGUCCGCCAGGUAUGACGAUCUUGACCAGUACUGAUGCGUACUGUGCUACGGCCGCUGCGGAAGAGUGUCAGGACGUUCCUCUUGAGACUUCUUAUUGUCAGUGUGCUGAAGCGACUGAAACUCCGAUUUAUCCAGAUUGGCCUGGUGCUACUGCUAUUGGAUGUAUGUAG
This is a messenger RNA of Penicillium angulare, 690 nucleotides long. RefSeq lists its product as uncharacterized. The record is from RefSeq and is a predicted model, not a curated record. Lineage: Eukaryota; Fungi; Ascomycota; Eurotiomycetes; Eurotiales; Aspergillaceae. The transcript is spliced from 2 exons. The coding region runs from base 1 to 690 and encodes 229 amino acids.